UGGGAUAAAAACACGUUAAAAACCGGUCAAAAACUCCGAAGUUUUUAACGGAGCCCUAGUCCACAACUAUGUAAGUAGCGAAACUCGUAAUCAUCUAUUUGACAUUCCAUACCGAACGUAACUCUUUAGGUACCCUUCUGACUUCAUGUUCGACGCUGCCAGGAAAUACGUAUACGACCGGCGUCGUGGGCUAUUUGAGACAUCGGUUGUGUUCUGUGGAGCGUAUGCUGUGAGCCGCUAUGUCAACGAGAGAUUGGAGGAAGUUAAGGAGAAGGUUGUCAGAGAAAGAGCUGCUCGAGAGGCACUCCGAAGACGCUUUCAGAGUACCCACGAUGAUGCAUGCUUCACUAUCAUGGCACUUGUUCCUACACUAGCUGAGCAAAUCCUCGAGGAGAUGGAUGUUGAGUCCCUUACCAACGAGCUUCAAUCUCUGUCACGCACAUCUCGUCCUCGAUCCCGCUUUCAACAACCAGAGUCUCAUUCUGAGUCCGAAGUAAGCUCCGCCUCAGAUGUGCAUUCAGAUGCCGGGUCUGCGUCAUUGUCGUCCUAUUCAGGCAUUGAUGGAGAAACGUCAUCGAAUAUGGCAGCUUCGACAGGCAGCUGGGUCGAUCGCUUUUCUAGCUCCUCAUCGCACAGGAGCGAACAAUUACAGCAACCCCACGAUUUCCUCGCCUCUGCUGGUAAUCAACUUUCGGACUCCAUUACCACCGCUAGUUCAUCGCUGAGCUACAAUCCUGGCGCUCCUUUUCAUGAAGCACGGGCUUCUACGUCUACCUCCAUGAGCGAGAGUAGCACCCGAACAAAAGCACAAUUGUGGAAGGAAGUAAAAAUAUUAACACUGACCCGUACACUGACGACACUCUACACGACUACUUUGCUGUCCCUCCUCACAAGCAUACAGCUAGCCCUUCUAGCUCGCGAACGUUACAUAACCUCGAUCCUUUCUACCGAACGCGCCGAACGCAUCCGCGAGGCGGCGCCAACGCUUUCUGGUCUUAUCUUCCGGGAGGCUGUAUCUCGUGUUGUUGACGUGGAGGCGAUAUGGCCGGCAUGGUCUGGCCAAGAGGACUGGGAUGAAGAGAUCGAAGGCGUGUCGGAGGAGACUGAGAUGCGCUUCUUGACACUUAGCUGGUGGAUACUACACGUAGGGUGGAAGGAUGUAGCCGCAAGAGUGCGAGGUAGUGUCGAAGCCGUCUUCGAGGAAGUAUCUCUCAAGACGAAAUUGUCACCUUCUGAGCUCCACGUUCUGAUCCUUGAUGUUCGACGACGUGUUGAAGGGGAUGGUACUAGUGAUAAUAAAGCGAGCAUUUCUGGCCGCUUUCUCAGCUCCCUCCUUCCACCAACUCUCGAAACGACAGCCCACGUACUUGCACAAGGGGGUGCUAUCCCUCAAACUCCUUCUGAAUCCUCACUCCAGCCUAGUUCUUCCAUUUCGUCACUACGCGAGAACGACGACUCUCCACCAAUCGCUGGUCCCACGCCUCGUGUAGGUAUCUUUCCAACCCCGCCCUCAUCCAUUCCCGCCUCUUCUCCAUCGCCAACCUCCAGCCAACACGCCCAAAACUCAACGUCUACACCCCCAACAUUGCAACCCCGCGCCGAGCUCAACGACCCAAUAUUCUCCUCUCUCCUCACGCAAACCAGAGCAUAUUUGGCUGGUCCAAAUUUUGCUUACGCACUCAGCGCUGCGCUUGACCGCGCCACGGUGGUGCUGGUCGACGGACUCCGGGCCAAGGUAUUCGUAGACUCGAGCACGACGAACUUCCCGGAGGGUUUGUCUGCGACCGACCCGAUUGAUUUGACUGUGGAAGAAGAAGUGAAGGAGGAGAUUAAGAUACGGCUGGCAGGCCUUUUGCCUGGACUGGCGCGGUGGAGCCAGUUGGCGCUGAAUGCUGUGCCGAAUGAAUUGGUAGAUAAUGUCAUGGCAGUGCGCGAACUCGGUGCGCUAGAGGCAAUCGUCAUGUCAGAUUAUGAGGAUCGAUACUCUAAUUGAUGAAAAGGAAUGAAAUUCAUAUGCUACCUUUUUGUACUGACGAAUAAUGACAUGUAUGCCUCGCGGAUAUCUAUAAGCUCCUUCGAGUUGUUCGUUAACGUUAGCGAUCCAGGUAUAGGGAAACGCCUGUGAAAUCCGCGAGGGAAGGAAAUAGCAGAUAAAAAUAUAAAACAGACUUGCACCACAUUGACUGGCUCGUCCUCAAUUGUCGUCGUCCACGCAAUCGCAACCAAGAAGCUUUGCGUCAUAUGUA
Messenger RNA from Suillus clintonianus, 2246 nucleotides. RefSeq names its product Peroxin-3-domain-containing protein. Gene Ontology annotation, molecular function: protein-macromolecule adaptor activity. NCBI's taxonomy places the organism in Eukaryota, Fungi, Basidiomycota, Agaricomycetes, Boletales, Suillaceae. Gene Ontology annotation, cellular component: peroxisomal membrane. The record is from RefSeq and is a predicted model, not a curated record. Bases 146 to 1993 code for a protein of 615 amino acids. Gene Ontology annotation, biological process: protein import into peroxisome membrane. The transcript is spliced from 8 exons.